AUGCAAAGAUCAACCUUUGUAAUUGCUACAUUCCUUUUGGUUUGUUUGCUGGCUGUUGGUAUUACAGGCUCUCAAUUGACUAGAGAGGAAAGAACUCAAGUAAAACGUUUGUUUAACAAGAUUAUUGACAAGCGUGUUGAUAAACUCAUUAAAAAGAUUGAAAGAAGAAGUACCUAUCAAGAAGAAGCUGAUGUUGUCGAGGAGAGUUUGAUGGCCCACUUUUUGAGAAUUGUCAAUAAGUUUGGUUUACAACAAACAAAACAAUUGAUUAUAAAAGCAUUGCAAGUAAUAGACAAGAGCAAGAUUAAGUAUAUUGAAAGUGCUGAUCUUGCUGCUAACAUGCAAUUAUCAGACGAAAGCCUUGCUGGAUAUUUCUUCCAAGUAUUGAGUAUUCUUGGUGAAAAAGCUUUUAGAACUGUCUUUUCUCUCAUUGAUAGAUUUGUUGAUCCAACUCCACCUCCACCAGGAGCAAGCCAUAAGUACAGAACACAAGGAGAUUAUGAUGAAAUGUCUGAUCAAUUAGUAACAUUGUGGGAUUACUUUUGGUAUGUUGUUGGUCAAAUUGGCUCCAGUGCAGCAGUAAGAAUUUUCAAUGUCAUAAGAAGAAUCUUUGGAGAUGGACCAAGAGAGCAAUCUGAUUCUGCUAUUGCUUUGGAUUUUAGACAAAUGGUAAUUACUGCCUUCCCACACAUGGCUCAAUAUAUUAAUGCAAAUUGGAAAGAUGGAAAGACAAUGAAUUGGAAGGAAUUCUACACUUUGGCCUUCCCAAAUAAAUAA
Molecule: messenger RNA, 777 nt
Organism: Naegleria gruberi
Lineage: Eukaryota; Heterolobosea; Eutetramitea; Acrasida; Naegleriidae
Exons: 1
Coding region: 1-777 (258 amino acids)
Source: RefSeq, a predicted model, not a curated record